Haplochromis burtoni (Burton's mouthbrooder) is the source of this 5837-nucleotide messenger RNA. RefSeq names its product myosin light chain kinase, smooth muscle. The record is from RefSeq and is a predicted model, not a curated record. Gene Ontology annotation, molecular function: protein kinase activity; protein binding; ATP binding. Gene Ontology annotation, biological process: protein phosphorylation; regulation of microtubule polymerization or depolymerization. Lineage: Eukaryota; Metazoa; Chordata; Actinopteri; Cichliformes; Cichlidae.
AAGAGAAGAAGAAGAAAGAGGAGGACCAGACCACUGCUCCCAGAGGCCUCCUCAAACGCUGUGUGGAAACCAGGGAGCGGGGUGAAGAGGAGCUGCGGCAGAGGGAGGCGCAGCAGCUGGACUUCCGCUCGCUGCUUGGACGCCGAGCCGUUCAAGGCAAAAACAUCCAAGAGGGAGACGAGCAGAGGGAGGCCGGCCCCGCCACCGCCACCGCCACCACCGAGCACAACCAGCGCCACCACAUGGAUUUUAAGGCCAACCUCAAGGGUGUCAAACCCAAGAGCGAGGAGAAGGUGAACUCCCCAUCGCAGGUCGACUUCCGCAGCGUGCUGGGGAAGAAGGGCGCCGCAAGCAGCAACAGCAGCAAGGCCGCAGAGACGCCCACGAAGAACGCCGGCGACUUCCGCUCUGUCCUCGCCAACAAGAAGAACCCGACGGGCCCCGAGAAGAACGGGGAGAAGGCGGAGGUGAACAACUGCAUGGAUGGAGGGAUUAAUGAGAAGAAGAGCACCGGAGGAGGAGGAGGUGCGGCGCCGGAGUUUGUAGAGAAGCUGAGCGACAUGACGGUGCUGGAUGGUCAGCGGCUCCGGCUGCAGUGCCGCCUCGCCACCGCUUCUGAUGUCACUGUCACCUGGACGCUGGACGGGAAGGUCAUCAAGGCGUCCAAAUUCAUCAUCCUCGCAAACGAAGGCGGCCUGUGCUCUCUGACCAUAGACAAAGCCCUGCCAGAGGAUGAAGGCCAGUAUAAAUGCAGAGCCGAGAACUCGGCAGGCAAAGCCGAGUGUUCCUGCACGGUUCUGGUAGACGACCCGGCUGAAAACUCUCCGGCCGACAAGAAGUCCAAGAAGGCGACUCCAACCUCAGAGAGUGAAGCCAGAAUAAAGAAGCCAACUCCAAAGACUCCGCCCAAACAAGCUCUGCCUCCUCAGAUCCUGCAGUUCCCUGAGGACAUGAAGAUUCUGGCGGGGGAGAAAGUGGAGAUCCUUUGCAAGUUUUCUGGAGCUCCGCCCAUCACCUGCACCUGGCUGAAGUUCAGGAAACCGAUCCAGGAGGGGUCAGAUGACAUCUCCAUCGAGAGUAACGACAGCAGCAGCAGGCUGACCAUCGGCAGCGGGCAGCAGGAACACUGUGGCUGCUACACCAUCGAGCUGAAGAACAGCUACGGCCUCAGACAGGCCGCCCUCAACCUCACCAUCGUCGAUAAACCCGACCCCCCAGCAAAGGUUCCUGCGGCCUCAGACAUCCGUCGGUCCUGCCUGACGCUGUCGUGGUACGGGCCGACCUACGAUGGAGGUAGCGCCGUGCAGUCCUAUAAACUGGAGAUCUGGGACUCCGUGGAGCAGCAGUGGAAACACCUGGUGUCCUGCAAUAGCACCUCCUACAACGUACAGAACCUCCUCCCAGAUCGGCAGUACAAGUUUCGUGUCCGGGCAGAGAACAUCUAUGGAGUCGGAGAGCCGAGCGCCGAAUCCGAACCUGUGACUGUCGGACUGGUGGACACUGAUGAAAACCAAGAGGAGCCAGAGGAGGAGGAUGAAGACUCAGAGAAAGAGCCGGAGUACAGAGAUGUGACCAUCAGAACAGACAUAAAGGUGAAGGACCUGUACGACGUGGAGGAGAGGCUGGGAACGGGGAAGUUCGGUCAGGUCUUCAAGCUGGUGGAGAAGUCUACAAAGAAGGUUUGGGCCGGAAAGUUCAUCAAAGCCUACUCUGCAAAGGAGAAGGACAACGUCCGGCAGGAGAUCGGCAUCAUGAACAGCCUCCAUCACCCCAAACUGGUCCAGUGUGUCGACGCCUUCGAGGGCAAGUCCGACAUCGUCAUGGUGCUGGAGAUGAUCUCAGGCGGGGAGCUGUUUGAGCGGAUCAUCGAUGAAGACUUUGAGCUGACGGAGAGAGAGGUGAUCAAAUACAUGCUGCAGAUCAUUGAUGGGGUCAACUUCAUCCACAAACAGGGCAUCGUGCACCUCGACCUCAAACCAGAGAACAUCAUGUGCAUCAACAAGACUGGCAGCAAAAUCAAACUCAUUGACUUCGGCCUCGCCAGACGGCUAGAAAACGCAGGAACUCUGAAGGUUUUGUUCGGGACUCCAGAGUUUGUGGCUCCAGAGGUCAUCAACUACGAACCCAUCAGCUAUCCCACCGACAUGUGGAGCAUAGGAGUCAUCUGUUAUAUACUGCUGAGCGGUCUGUCUCCCUUUAUGGGCGACAAUGACAACGAGACUCUGUCCAAUGUGACCUCAGCCACCUGGGACUUUGAGGACGAAGCCUUCGAUGAAAUUUCUGACAAUGCCAAAGACUUCAUUACCAAACUGCUGAAAAAAGACAUGAAGGCUCGGCUGUCCUGCGCGCAGUGUUUUGAACACCCCUGGCUGAAACAGGACACGAACACCAUGAAGGCCAAGAAGCUCUCCAAGGAGAGGAUGAAGAAGUACAUCCUGAGGAGGAAGUGGCAGAAAACGGGUCACGCUGUUCGAGCCAUCGGCAGAUUGUCAUCCAUGGCCAUGAUGGCUGGAGUCAGCGCCAAGAAAGGCUCCCCCACUGAAGAGGAUAACCAGUUCCUGGAGUGUUUAGAGUACGAGCAGAAAACCGAGUGUAAGCCGACGUUCAGCACUGUCAUCAAAGACGUGGAGGUGGUGGAGGGCAGCGCUGCUCGCUUUGACUGCAAGAUAGAAGGUUAUCCUGAUCCAGAGGUGGUGUGGUACAAAGACGACCAGCCCAUCAAAGAGACCCGACACUUCCAGAUCGACUACGAUGAGGAAGGAAACUGCAGCCUAGUCAUUUCAGAGGUCUCAGGAGACGAUGAUGCCAAGUACACAGUGAAGGCCGUUAACAGUCUGGGGGAGGCGACCUGCACAGCUGAGCUGCUGGUGGAGGUGAUGGCUGGAGAGGAGGAGGAGGAAGAAGAGGAGGAGUAAUGGAGCGGCUGUCUGGACUCCCACAGGGAGAGGAGGAGGCAACAAUGAGCAACAAUCUCUCCCACUCAACCUGUUGGACCUGAGCAGGAAACUUACCCACAGAGAAGGUUCUGAUUGGAGGACAGGUGGGGAAUAUUUGCCACACCUGUCCUCACAUGCAGAAGGUUUCGCGUUUGGUUUUUAGUGAGCAGGGCAGCACUUAGGUUUGAAGCACUGAGCAUGUGCAGAGCUGCAGCCAGGUUAGAUUUUUAAUGAGGCUUUGUUGUGUUUCUGUUUUUUUAGUAAUGAGUUGUGAUCUUAACGUUUCAGCCUCCUGGGAUCAUUGGAGUAAAUGGAUGAAGUGAUUUAAUGUCCUGAGCGUUAAAAAUAUCUAACGCUAAAUAAUCAGCGUGGUUCUUACGCUGCACGUGUUUCUGAUGUCACAUUAUAUAUUUUUAUCGGGCUCAGGAUGUUAAAUCUGUGUGGGUGUGGCUUAUUGAUCCGUGUGGGGAACCAUAUACGAACUUUGUGGUAAACACUCACUGAAUGUUGAUACUUUUCAAACUGCCCACUUCAGCCUCGCACCACAUUGUGCUAAACCACACCUCCUUCAGACAGGCAGAACACAGGCUCCGCCCUCUCAGCAUACAUGGACUCAUGCCUGUGAUUUCCUGUCUGCUCUGAGAAAUGAUUUAUGUUUGAUGAUUGCCCCACACACACACACACACACACAGUGGUGGUUUCUUGCUGUUCGACAGGCAGAAACAUGAUGCUCGCUGCCACACAGCAGCUGUGUCACUGCAACACUCUGCCAGUGACGUUUGCUACAAUUAUUCACAGUUUCCUAAAUAAUUUGUGAGAAUACGGCCAGAAAGCCUGGACUGUGUUUCAGCUCUGUUUGACACAAACGUCGACCAAGAGUGCGUUCUAAUCCCCGUCCUUAUAAACACGCGUAUAUUUUAAAGACUCGUGGCAGCUCUAGUUCCUGCAGCUGAAGUCAACCAUGAGGUCGUGCAUGUGAGACCCACUCCCUGUGGGAGUCCAAGGGAGGGAGAAGAUGAGGCAGUUGGUGGAGAGCAGGAAGGCGGAGAUGAGCCGAAUACUCACAGAGCUGCACCACAGUGGAGGGCGAACUGUGAAUAAAAGCUGCUGGUGCAUGACAGCUGAAGGAAGAAGUCAUUUAUCGUGUUGGUGCUGAAGCUGAAGCCAAAAUGAUACUGAUCAAUCAUCCGUGUUAAAGAGGACCUCCUCGGUUUUUCCUGCCACCGACGCGCUGUCAGGGUUUGUGACCAGCAGGCGUGUAAAAACACUUCAGCGUGCUCUGGUUCACAAACCAAUGUCCUUUUUUUCUGCCGCCACACUGAGCUGAUCUCAUCACUCAUUUCAAUACACAGCUGCCCCUCUGCAGGCUUCCAGACGUUAGCCAAUCAGAAGUGCUUUUAGGGAGGGAGGCCUUAAAGAAACAGCAGGUGACAGAGCUGCGCCGCAGCCCAGUGUAAGCUAAAGAAGGAUUAUUAUGAACUGUGAGUCUUGCAGAUCAUACAGAGCUGGGAACGAGUAGAAAAGGUCCACUUUUUCAUACUUAAUCGGAGCUCAGUAAACACUUUGCCCCACGGGAUUUCUGGGUAAUGAAGUCCUUCAGUCGUGUCAUUAGAUGCCUCUGACGUGAGCAGCUCUGUGAGUAAGAGGCUGGGGAUGCCGAUGCGUUCAGCUGGGAAACGCUGAAUCUGUCAGCUCGGCUCUUUUCUUCUGUUUGAGCACUUUUCUUUCUUUUCUUUCUUUUCUAUUUGCGACUUUGACAGCCGGCUUCAACAAAAGACAUCCGGGGGCUCAAAUCGACUCGGCCUUACGCUGUGAGCCUCAGAGCCUCGUCACUCUGAACAGCAGCCAGAGUGAUUUUUUUAUCUGCUGACGUCUGUCAUACCGAGGGACAAAACCUGCUGCGAGCUUCGGCGAGCUGAGAGGAUUUUACCUCGGUGUCGACCAAUGAAAGCAACAUUUAGUCCCACAGAUGAGAGAAGAUCGAACCAUAAGUUCAACCGUAAUCUGAUUUUUUACAAUUUAAUAUUUGAGCCUUUUUUCAUGAGCUGCAGAUAUAAUCGUACUUAUCUCACUAUGUCACAAUAAAACAUUUUAUCCUGUAAAUGUUCAUAUUUUUGCCUGAAUGCAGGAUUUUGGACCAGAUGCAUCUCCACGCAUUGUAAGCUCAGCCAAAAUGAGAUUAUAUAAAUAUUUCUACAAAUUUGUUGUUUCCAUCUGCGACAGUUAAAGAUCUCUACACUCAUAAAGUAUUCUGAUUAGUAACAUAAUGAAAGAGUCUACAUCAGAGACGCCUUAAAGAUGGAAAUAUCUUUCCGACCUGCCGAGGCUUGAUUGUGCAGCACAGUCCUGACAGCAGCCAGCAGAUAAACGCGCGUGAGCACGCGGCGCCGUCUCCGGCUGAUCUUCGUGCCUCUGCGUCAAAGUCGUGACUUUUGUUGCACAUUCCAGCUGUUUGCUUGUUGGUGAAUCCACUUCUUUAAGCUUUACGGCCUCGUUAAGUUUCAGUCUGAAACCAAAGACGUGUUUUGAAAAGUCACCGGUGUGUUUGUGUGUGAUUUUGUCUCGAUGAUGUUUUGACCUGUUCGUGUGUUUGGUGGUUUGUUUCCAGAAUGUUUUAUUUUUAGAUUAUUUAAUGCACAGAUUUGUUAUUAUUAUCUUUCGAGCAUCUGUCUUCUUAAAGGUGUCGCCUGCACUUAAUGUUGUUCACGGUUAUUAAACCCUCCUCACCUCAGACCAGCAGUGACUUCACUCUUAGGCUGUUUGUUUUUGUAUUAGAUGUAUGUAGAUUAUAUUUCUCUAAUUUUUAUAAAUAUAUAUCAGUUUGAUGAACUGCAGAUGACAUGUAUGAGAACACUACGACUGUAGUUACUCACAGAUACCAAAUAAAUCUUUAUCACAAAA